This is a messenger RNA of Hippocampus zosterae (dwarf seahorse), 5893 nucleotides long. RefSeq names its product SUN domain containing ossification factor (gene suco). Lineage: Eukaryota; Metazoa; Chordata; Actinopteri; Syngnathiformes; Syngnathidae. The coding region runs from base 220 to 4275 and encodes 1351 amino acids. Gene Ontology annotation, cellular component: membrane; cytoplasm. The record is from RefSeq and is a predicted model, not a curated record. The transcript has 22 exons. Gene Ontology annotation, biological process: regulation of bone remodeling; protein folding in endoplasmic reticulum.
UGUUUUAAUCCGGCGAGCUAGCCGUCAACAGCAGUCUGAAAGGCACAAUGGGAUUUAGCAUACGUUCGAGAUAAACUCUCAAGCUACAAGUAGACAGCUGCUUGGCUAUUUUGAAACUUUAAGCACGACUAACUAUUUAUCUGUCUAAUUUGUUUUGUUUGGUUGAGAGAUUCGAAAGAAGCUCCAAAGAGCGAGGAUGUUGGUCCCCGUGGGAAGAUAAUGAAGAGGCUGCGUGUUCUGGUUGUGUGCCUCAUUGUAGCUCUCCUGUGCUGGUACCCUAAUUAUCAUGCCUAUUGUUCAGAGCACAGCUUGUCAGACCCAGAUCAGCCUGCCCAGGACAAGCAUGACAACGACGACAAUCGCAACAACCACUCCAAUGACCCUAAGCAGGAGCAGGACUCCGUGCAGUUCCAGGAAGUGGAAGAAUGGACAAUACACACCUCCUACGAUACGGGACUAGAGACAGAGAGAGCAGCACAGAAUAUACAUCAAGAACAGACUGUGAAUCCGCAAUUAGCUGAGGAAGAAGCACAAGUGACAGAUUCAGAUCCAGUGUCUGAUCCUCGACUUGCUGCUCCCGAGCCAGAAUCCUCAUCAGAGCCCGUGAAUGAGUCAGACUUGCGAACCGAUGCACAGAACCCGGUACAGGUUCGGGACCAGGAUGGUGACCAGGAGAUCGCGGUCUCCUCCAGCUCCUCAGAGCCGGGUCCAGCACAGGACCACGUGUCCAACGAUACCCCGACCCCCGCAGAAACCCUCGGCGACGAGGCUGCCGCACAUCAUGACCCAGCCACACCUACGUAUGAAGCAGAUGACACGCCUACCUCACAAAGUGACGGUCCCACUCCCACGGGAGAGGAUGACAAAGAAGACCAGAGGUCAGACCAGUACCAGGAUACCGGUCCUGAAGCAGUGGCGGUUCAGUCCACUUCGAGCCAAGUGGAAGAGCAACAGGAGGAGGAACGCGAACAAAAAAAGGACGACGAUCCCUCCUUGGAGCAGCAACAGCAGCAGGUUGCAGCGGAGGCUGGUACGGGCAAGGAAUCGGAUCCCUCGGUUCCCAGCAAAGAUGACAUCCCAACCUUUGACGAGUGGAAGAAAAAAGUCAUGGAAGUGGAGAAGGAGAAAAGUCAAAAUCUCCACACUGCCGCGAGCGGCAUUGCCCAGCCGGUGAAGAAAGUCCCAAAAAACUUCAAGAAUAACUACGCCUCGGUGGAGUGUGGCGCCAAGAUACUGUCUGCAAACACUGAGGCCAAGAGCACGUCGGCUAUUCUCAUGGAGAAUAUGGAUCUUUACAUGCUGAAUCCCUGCAGCAACAAAAUCUGGUUUGUGAUCGAGCUCUGUGAGCCCAUUCAAGUCAAGCAACUGGACAUUGCCAACUUUGAACUCUUCUCGUCAACACCAAAAGAUUUCCUGGUCUCCCUAAGUGACAGGUACCCCACCAACAAGUGGGUGAAGCUGGGGACGUUCCACGCCCGUGACGAGCGCAUCGUGCAGAGCUUUCCGCUGGACGAACAGCUUUAUGCUAAAUAUGUGAAGAUGUUCAUCAAGUAUAUCAAGGUUGAGCUGCUUUCCCACUUUGGAUCGGAACACUUCUGCCCCCUCAGUCUGUUCAGGGUGUUCGGAACUAGCAUGGUGGAGGAAUAUGAGGAGAUAGCAGAUUCCCAGUAUCCUUCUGAAAGGCUCGAGUUGCUGGAUGAAGACUACGACUAUCCACCUGGCUAUCAACCAUCAGAAGACAAGGCGUCGAAAAACCUGCUUGGCUCCGCAACAAAUGCCAUCCUCAACAUGGUCAACAACAUUGCUGCUAACGUGCUGGGCGGUAAACCCGAACUGGAGGGCCAGUCAGGGGCAGAAGGUAACGGAACUGCAGAGGUGUUGACCAACAAGGAGGAGAGCGUGGAGGCGGCGCCUGCUACGCCAGUGGAAAUUUCUCAGAACUUGACUACAGAGAAACCUGUGGAGCUAGAAGAGCACACCGCCCCCGAGGACGCCAGUGUGCCUUCCACGUCACCCUCCUCCCUCGAACACCACACGGACAUCCGGAUUGUUACUCUUGUGGAAGAGGAAGAUGACGAAGAGCCUCGACAGUCCACAGUCACCCUCUUGGAGGAGGAGGAGGAGGAGGAAGACAAAAGGGAAGAGGACAACGACAUGCCAGUGGAUAGGGAGAGCGCGGCAUACUGUCCUUUCUUGUCCCUGUCCUCGCUGUCUUGUCUGGCCACACUACCGGAACUGCUCCAACGUUGGUGCUCCGCCAUGUUGGCCAAGGAGCGUCUGCGCAAACUUGACAGGGAGAAGCGCCCCAUCGUCAAGGACCCCAACAUGACGCAUCCACUAAUUCCCAUCCCCAUACCAACACCUUCACAGGAAGCCCUUCCCCUCAGUGAAAAGACCCCAGAGCCUGAGGCGCCUCUCACAGGCCAAAAUGAGGGCCAACCUCAGAGCGAGUCCCCCGAUGACACAACCUUUGUGCACUCUCAACUGCCCGUAUUCCAGCUGGAGCCCAGCAGAAUAUCCUCCCUUCACCCGCACAGCUUCUCCGAUAUUCACAGUUCCUUGACUCCCACCCACCGGGACACGCUGCUGCCUGCCAUCAACGAUGCCACCCUAAACCCCAUCACCACGCCGCCUCUCCAGACCGCUCCAGUCCCCGACACGCAGCAACUGAGCACCACCCCACCACCCUUGGUGUCGAACCCCCCGCAACAGCUUCCCGCCUCGGAGACGGACAUUCCGGAUGCUGCCCUCCCCUCCGCCAAGGAGCAGGAGCUUCCCACUGCGUCACACCCUGAAGACCCCGUCCCCCAUUCCACGGAGCAGCCGACGGCUCCCCUUUCAAUCAAGCCCGAUGCGGUUAGCGACCUGCAGAAAAGUGACCAACAGAAAGCUAACGCCCAUCCAGAGGAGCACGGGGACACUCAGGGAGGGGAACCUCAUCGGGCGGUGGACCCGGUGGAGGACGAGCUGGUCAACGGCAGCGUGCACAGGGCGGCCACCGAUUUCUAUGCCGAGCUGCAGAACGGCGGGGACUAUAACGGCGGCGGCGUGGCGGGAGGCAACGGUGUCAUGUCGAAUGGGGCGGCGGUACACGGCUCCAGUCAGAAGGAGAGUGUCUUCAUGAGGCUCAACAACAGGAUCAAAGCCCUGGAGAUGAACAUGAGUCUGUCUGGCAGAUACUUGGAGGAGCUGAGCCAGAGGUACCGCAAACAGAUGGAGGAGAUGCAGAAGGCGUUCAACAAGACCGUCAUCAAGCUGCAGAACACCUCUCGCAUCGCUGAGGAACAGGACCAGAAGCAGCAGGACUCCAUCCAGGUUCUGCAAAGCCAGCUGGAGAACAUCACCAAACUGAUGCUUAAUCUGACCGUCGCAGUUGGGCAACUUCAGAAAGGGGUAUCCGACCGCCAGAGCUACCUGGUCGUCUCUCUGGCCCUGUGCCUGUCCCUGGGCCUGCUCGUGUGCCUGCAGUGCUGUCGUAGCUCCUGCGCCGCCUCCAGGCCGGCCAGCGCCGCCGCCCCCAUCCCGGUUGACGUUGCGCCGCCUAAGAGCAAGCACUAUCCCAGCCCCAAGAGAUGCUUCUCUUCCUAUGACGACAUGAGCCUCAAGCGCAGGGUGAUAUGUCCGCUCGUGCGCUCCAAGUCCUUCCACUUGUCCUCCACGGAAGUUGGUCCAGAAGACUUGUACAUUGUAGAGCCUCUAAGGUUUUCACCAGAGAAAAAGAAAAAACGAUGCAAAAUAAAAGCUUUGGACAAAGUCGAAACACUGAAGCCGUCUGACCCUUCAGCGCCGCUCACCAACGGCGACAUCAAAUGCAACGGCUUCCACCCAUGCCUUCCCCCUCCCCUGCCCACCCCUCUGCUUCCACCUCAGCUCCCGCUACCACCCCCUCUUCCUCCCCCGCCCCCUCCUCCUUCUGUUGAGGAAACCCCAGCAUUGCCCCCCUGCUCCUCAAAGGAGUCCCCCUCAGAGACCAGCAGCUCCCGUUCAUCCAGCCACUCCGAGGAGUCUUUCGCCGGGCGCCUGCCGCCUCCUUCGCCCGUCUUCUCCUGCACAGAGUUGCCCCUGGCGGAGCCCCUCCAGCCCGUUCGACCACCGCCCGUCCCCGCCGCCAAGUCCCGGCAGGAGAGGCGCUCCACCAAACGGCGGAGGUCGCGCCAGACGGAGCUGGCGGAGAGACACGUAGCCUCGCUACCCGGCCUGCAACAUCUCAUGAAGCGUAGCAAGGAUCUCGGCGUGGGCACCAUCAGGGUGACGGCGGUCAGCGGACACGUCUGAAGCGUUUUAUUCCAAAGAACCACAAUUUCCCCCCUCCAUCUCUUCCCUUGAAAAGACCUGUUAAUGGUUACGUGCCUUUAAUGAGCCCUUGCAAUCGGUGUUCAGAACACACAAAUGUCUAUUUGCGACGACAAGUCCAUUUGAAGCGUGCAUCCACAAAGUAUUCAAAGCAUGUAUCAUAGUGAGAGAACUGAGUUACAAAAUGUAUUGUUUUCUUCACUAGUUUGCCAUUAUCACUCCAGGGACCACCGUCUUUGUUCACUGAUUGCCUCCCUGUUCUUGUGGGUCAACUCCCUCAGCAGCCUGAUGACGAAAACACUAACUUUACCAUUUCCCCUCUCAUGCUUUCAAUGUCAUAGCUGCAGCAGCAGACGUGAGUUUUUUUGGGGGGGUGGUCAAACAUUUCACUUUUUUCCAAAACGAUUAAAAAAAAAUCUUGGAUUCCCGUGAGUAAAAUGUAAGUCUUGUUAAAUGUUCGCACCUCUUCUGUCGGCUCGCAGUAAAAAAAAAACUAAAUGACUAAUUCAGACAAAAAGAUACAAGUUUACUUUUUCACCUUGACAAUAUAAAUCUCAAUAUGACUGUUUUGUCUGCAAUAUUUGAUGGGGGGUGGGGGGGUUUCACAAAUUUCACAGAAACGCAAGUCUUUUCUGUAACCACACACAAAGUCAGAAUGAGCAGUUUUAUUUAUCUAUUUAUUAUUUAUGUUUACACACUGGCUGGCCAGUCUGAGUGAUCGAAAUAAUUCCAUCAAAAACAAAAUAAUUCUUGUUCAUGCAAAUACACUCACUGGUACGGAGGCGGAGAAGCUAGCUUGUUGACUUUAGUCUUAAAAAAAAAAAAAAAAAAAAAGGGUAGCGGUCACAUGAGUGGCCAAAAUGCCACGAUCUUCACUCUGCUGCUGCUGUGAUUGGCGGAAAAUCAGCCGACACUUCACCUUUAUGUCACCUCCCUUUCCUUUUUCAAAUCUGCUGCAUGUUAUGGCCUCUAUGUGCUCCUCUUUAAAAUGUUUAUUUGAUGCAUUUAAACAAAAAAAAAGUGUUUUCUGAUAGGCUGGUUGUUUCGACACAUUGGGAACAAUGAUACCCCUCUUCACCUACUUUUUAUGAUGAUGAUUUUUUUGCACAAUUUUCCCCAACUGUGAAAGAGGAUUUUAAUAUUUUCUCAUUAGCUUGGUGAGUCCACAUCUUUGUGUGCGUUUGUCUCUUGUUCAUUCACUGAAAGUUUGCACGGAUUUUAUUUUGAAAGGGUAACAGAGGUAAAGAUGGUUAUAUGGAACACUAUUCAUGUUAUGCCAGUUGUCAUUUUACUGCUUUUUUUUGUCUGUGUUCAUGUGAGAUGACUUAUUUCUCUCGUGUUACAAGAGACUACAGUACUUUGCUUCUAUUUAACACAGCGAAACAGAGGCUGCUGAACGACUACCGUUUGCACUUUUUAAUGACUCCUCAUGCCUUUUUUUUCUACUUUUCAAAGUGUUCUCUUUUCUUUUGGUCUCCUUCACGGUCUCUCUGCUUCCUCUGAAAAGCUGCACAGUAUUUUUUUUUUUAGCAGAAGUGAGUGACUACAAAACUGUAGUGCCAUUAGAAACUGUGAAUUUCUAAAUAAAACAUUUUUUUUC